Achroia grisella is the source of this 3308-nucleotide messenger RNA. Its product is annotated as matrix-remodeling-associated protein 5-like. The coding region runs from base 394 to 3297 and encodes 967 amino acids. Gene Ontology annotation, molecular function: protein binding. The record is from RefSeq and is a predicted model, not a curated record. Lineage: Eukaryota; Metazoa; Arthropoda; Insecta; Lepidoptera; Pyralidae. The transcript is spliced from 22 exons.
GUUAGUUGUACUACGUAUCCGCUUCUAAUUCAAAACGAAUCACGUUCGAUCGUAAAACCAGUGAUGUUGUCCAGACGAUAGUAACGUCUUGAAUUCGGUGUUUUGUAAAACACGAUACAUUGAUUUCAUUAGGAUUUUACAAUGUGUGAUUAGAGAUUUUAUUGUGACAGUGAACAGUGGUUUUAGAAUUUAGUGGAAAUGUGGUUUGUGUUAAAACUGGAUUAGUGCAUCUAUCUUGAAUUGGAAUAGACAGGCGAGUUGUAACAGGAACAAUGCCCGAUAGAACAGUGUAGUGACCGAAGUUUAGUGAAACCAUAAAAAGUGUCAGUGAUGUGCAGGUGCCAUUUUAGUGCAGUGUAUCUUAUCGAUAGAUACCGAUAGUGUUGUGCCACGAUGCUGCCAUCCCAAGCACAAGUUGUGCCUUGUGUGUUUAUCUGUUUGUUGCUGCAAUACUGCGUUGAAAGUCAACAGGAGAUUCUUAUUGAGGAGUCAUCUGCGAUCGAGUCGUUCCACGCACCGACUGGAGGCACUGUAGAGCUACCCUGUGACGUCACACCCGCCCUGCCAGACGACAAAAUGGGCCUCGUAAUAUGGUACAAGCAGGGCCAUGAAACACCAAUAUACUCAUUCGACACCCGGGAAGAGAUGUCACAUUACUCAGACCCAUCCAUAUUGGGUACAAGAGCCAGCUUCCGCAGCGAAACGAGACCUGCUGUGCUAGUUCUCACCAAAUUAAGACCAGAAGACAGUGGUCAGUACAGAUGCAGAGUGGACUUCUUAAAAUCUCCAACGAAGAAUACGAGACUGAAUCUUACUGUGCUUAUACCACCAGAAAGACUGAUCAUCCUCGAUCACUCCGGCAAGGAGAUCAGGAAUGGCAUCCUGGGUCCGUAUGAUGAAGGCACCGAGGUCAAUAUCACAUGCAUCGCAGUUGGAGGGCGUCCCACCGCAAGGGUGUCAUGGUGGAAAUCUCACGAACUCCUAGCCAAUUCAGAGGCAAGAGCCACAGUCUCGUUCAGGCUUCGAAGGUCGGAUCUCAGCACGCAUGUUACCUGUCAGGCCGUGACGGAUCCUUCAAUAUCGCCAGUCUCCGAAAAUAUAUCAAUAGACAUAAACUUACACCCACUUUGGGUCAAACUGCAAGGCGGGAAGCGACCCCUGGUGGCCGGACAGAGCACCGAUCUAGUCUGCCAAUCAGUGGGCGCCAGGCCGAAGCCUACGAUAUCCUGGUGGAAAGAUGGCAGUAGACUGAAGACAGUUAAAGAGACCACAUCUCAAGAUGGCAAUGUGACGAGCAGCAUCCUAACAUUUGUGCCAGCCAUCACUGAUGCCGGAAAGGACCUGACUUGCAGAGCACUCCAGCCCUCGUUAUCUCGGUUACCUCAAGAGGACGGGUGGAAGAUGGAAAUACAACAUUUGCCUGUGGUGAAGUUAGAGUUGGGAGCAAACCUCGACGCUACCAAAGUUGUAGAAGGGUCCGAUGUAUAUCUAGACUGCAGAGUCAAGGCGAACCCAUCGCACAAUCACGUCUAUUUCAUGCACAAUGGUAUAGUUGUGAAGCCCGGAUCUGGAGUCUUGCUUGCCAAUCAGAGUCUGGUCUUGCAAAGAGUAUCCAGGAAGGCCGCUGGUGGUUAUGUUUGUGCAGCUAGAAACAGUCUAGGAGAAGGGUCCAGCGACACUCUUAUUUUAGACGUUAAGUAUUCUCCAACAUGCAAGUCAAGUCAACCAUUAGUGUUGAGAGCAGCCAGAGGGGAAGUAGUUGAAAUUGAAUGUGAAGUGGACGCCAAUCCUAAGGAAUCAAUGGCCUACCACUGGUGGUUCAACAGCUCCGCACACAUCAAACACGAGUUAACUAAUUCACCCAUCACGUCUUCACAAAACGCGCCCAGUACAUUCAUGUACAUGGUCAACACAUCAUCCGACUACGGCUGGGUCCAAUGCACAGGAAUCAACUCAGUUGGAAGGCAAACAAAGCCGUGCCUCUUCCAUAUAUUACCUGCUGACAAGCCAUCGACGGUCAAAGCGUGCGAAAUAACCAAUGUGACGUAUGACUCACUAACCUUAAACUGCACGCCAGGUCACGACGGCGGCAUACGACAAUCAUUUCUAUUACAAGUGUUCGAUAUGACAACGGGCCUGCUCCUACGCAAUAUUAGCAACGAUGAACCAGAGUUUGAAGUGUCGGGUCUCGCCGCCAGCAACGCUCUCGCGGUGUCCGUGAGAGCGUUCAACAAGAAGGGGUCCAGCGAGCCCCUGACCUUAACGUCGAGCUUACUGAAAUAUCCGCAGCGGCAUACGGCACAAGUUCCCGUGAAGGUGGAAUUAACGACGGUGCUCAUUGUGGUGCUGGCAGCUGUAGGCAUCAUAGCUGCCAUGACCGCUAUUUCCGCCACAAUUUUCUGUUGUAGAUACUGCAAUAGACGAGACAGGAAGAACGAGAAAGACAAACGAAGGCAAGACGAGACGUCCAAUAUACCACUCACGGGUACCAAGGAAUCAGAAAGCGUGGACAGUCUAGACAAAAACCCUGAUAUCAUACCUCUAGAUGGUAAAAUAAGUGAUAGUUGCUCAAACAAAUCAUCAACUACAGACUAUAGCUCAAUAAGACCGCUUAUAUCAAAAACACCAUCAGAAAAAUACGAAGCUACCAACUGCGAUAGAUUUUAUGACCAUAACAUAGACCCCUGCAGCCAAUAUAUACAAGUUCGACCAAUGGACUAUCGGAUCCGACCGACCUAUCAGACGAACUUGGCGCCGAUGCCCAACCUUGGGCCAAGUAUACAAAGUUUGGGACCAAUGAGCAGUCUGCAUAUGCCAAAUGUUGGUGCAAAUGAUUGCCAUAGACAACCUUAUGAUAAAGUGUAUGAGGAUUGGUUGAAAUAUAAGAAUGCAUUACCAUUGAAUACUACUGGUUUGCUGCCAGUAGAACAGCUGAUGCCACCUGAAUUAUACUCCACUCCACCACCACCAGCUUUAUACAGCAACCCAAACAGGAAUCCACUAAAUCUAACUCAAAUGCCGGAGCUGGAGCCCCGGUACACCCUGGACCCGAGGCUGCAGAAGCAGGACUCGAGGAGUUGUUCCAACUCCCCGCCAGUUAGAUUUAACACUGAGAAUAACAGUGUUUAUUAUAGUAAGAACAUGUUGGACAGGCCGACAAACACACUACCGCAUUUGAAACCGUCUAGGUUAAGUGGAAACUCUACAAAUUCACACAGUGAACAGAAAACUAGUGCAACGAAAUCAACCGAGACCAAUUUAGAACAAGUCAAAAUUGCCAAUCACGAGUGCGGUUGAGCGAUGCACAA